This is a messenger RNA of Odontomachus brunneus, 1052 nucleotides long. Its product is annotated as TP53-regulated inhibitor of apoptosis 1-like. The transcript has 4 exons. The record is from RefSeq and is a predicted model, not a curated record. The coding region runs from base 310 to 531 and encodes 73 amino acids. NCBI's taxonomy places the organism in Eukaryota, Metazoa, Arthropoda, Insecta, Hymenoptera, Formicidae.
CUUAUAACCUCAUUUCGUGGAAAGCGCGAUCUCGUCUGUCGUAUGUGAUCGGCAUAUCUUACGGUUUGCAUCAUCGUGUAUGAUUACUCAGCUUAUUUCUACUUCGACUUAACUUCAAGUAUUUUUGUUGCAUCACUUAGCCGCUGUAUCAUAAGGCGGUAACGAGACUUAUUCAUGAACAGUAUAGGUGAGACGUGCAACGAAGCGAAACAACAGUAUGACUCUUGUUUCCACACGUGGUUUUCCGAGAAAUUCUUGAAAGGUACUCUGCGAGCUUAUGACGUAUGAAAAAGAUAGAAAGAGUGCAACAUGGAGGAUUGCAGUGAAUUGAAACAAAAGUACGAUGCCUGUUUCAAUAGUUGGUUCUCUGAAAAGUUUUUAAAAGGGGACACCAACGAUUCAAUAUGUGCUUCUUUGCUUAAAGUUUAUAAAGAUUGUGUAGCGAAAGCUAUGAAAGAGCAGCAUAUUGAGCUCAAAGAAGUGGAGACAAACUACUUAGAAACUGAAAAAGAAAGGAAGCCACACAGUUGACAGAGAAAUGCUCGCAACAUGUGCCUCGUUCAAGCUUGCAUUCAGUGUGGGUCAUUUAAAAAUCACUGGUAGUAACAACAAAGCAAUUAUUUUGCUUAUACCUUGUUAUUUUUUACUAGAAAAUAAAAUGAUUAUUAUUGUAAUAAAUAGUUAUUGUUAUAGUUAUUAUCUAGUUCCAUAUCUUGUACUUAUCAUUGCCAAAAUUAUGUUGUCUAAACUAUAUGUUUUACACAUCUUGCAGUAUUUUACACAUGGUACUUGUGUAACAGUAAAAUUAUAAAUUGUAUCGUGACGGAAAUCAUGCUAUAUUUUACACGCUGUAGAAAACUUAUUUGCAGAAUAACUUGUUUAUACUUCAAAUAGUCUGUAAUUUUUAUUGAAUUCUCCCAACUCUUUCCGACCUUGGAGACAAAAUUGUACGAAAGAAAGCAUGUUAUUUUUUGUAAAAACAGAAUGUAGUGUACUAAAUAAUAUAUGAAAUAAUAGUAAUAUAUGGAAAUAAAUAUUCUAUAUAUAAUUUA